Molecule: messenger RNA, 1398 nt
Organism: Durotheca rogersii
Lineage: Eukaryota; Fungi; Ascomycota; Sordariomycetes; Xylariales; Xylariaceae
Exons: 1
Coding region: 361-978 (205 amino acids)
Source: RefSeq, a predicted model, not a curated record
GGUCAUACCUCGUACAGCUUUCAAUCUCUGCCCUCGCCGUGCGACGCGAACUCGGCCGUGUUAGGGGCAAACACGUCCAUUGACGUCCAUCUCGGGUUAGGCAUCUCCUCUGCCCGUGUCACUGGAUCCAACUGCCGUCGAGAAUGGAAUCCUCUCACGAAUUCGGCCAUUGUCUUGCCUAGAAAGUGGUCCCGUAGGACAGGCUAGGCUCGAGUCCCCUCGUAGACGUUUAAAAAGCAGGGAAGAAGCCGAGACUGACACCGUCUCGUCUCCCCGCUGCUUAGUUCUCCCAAAUCGCACUUCUCUUCGGCUCGUCUCAGCUCCGCACCGCUUCGUCUUCACCGCAGUCGCUCGUUCAGCAUGGCCGUGCGUAGGUUCCUGUCUCUGGCUUGCCUGCUGGCCUCUCGCGUGGAAGCACAGGGUGGCUAUUCGUACGGGAGUCCCCCCUCCGGUCCCGCCGCCGAGACCGUCACCGAGACCACCACCAAGACUGUUACGCAAUCCCUAUCUCAGUGUGGCAGCACCUCCACGACAUUCUCUACCUCCGUAUCCUUUACGCCGCCGGUGGUAAGCAACACGUACGGCUCUUGUCCCGGCUUCAACUGUGGGACGGUGCCGCCGUCGACGAGCGGGACAACGACUCCAUGCCCCACCGUGACAGGUAAAUUCACAGCCGGAACCCUGAAGCCCUCCGUGGGAAUCACGUCUAACACAGGUGCCGCCGCAGUCUCAGUGCCGCCGCCGUCUAGCACUUCUACCACUUCCAGCGCUUCCAGCAGUCCUAGCACUUCUAGCAGCGUCUCGCUGUCGUCGCCCUGCAGCGCAUCGUCGACGCCUACGGCGCCUCCCGCCACGGCGUCCCCGAGCACGCCGGUGUCAACUAGCGACUCGACAACCAUCGGGGCUGGUGCGAUCUCACCUAAGGCACUGGCGGUUGGGACUGUAGUCUCGGUGGUCGUAGCUAGUCUCCUACUAUGAGCGCGAAUCGCUGAUAAGGGGGUGGAGAAGGAAGGGGUGGGUAGAGGAAAAUCAAGGGGGACGACGUUGGUGUAUGGGACAAGAUGGUCAGCCUCCUCCAGUCUCGGUAUAAUAAUGUCCUGUCACCUUGUCGUCGCUCUCUACGACUUAAUGGCUGAGCUGACACGCUCGUAAUCGAUUGUAUGGGUCCAGGCAGUUCCCCCGGACCGAGUCGGAGGUGUGUACUAUUCACGGACAGGUAGUAUAGCGUCGCGAGACCAAGGGAAUUAAUUAGCGCUUAUCUUCUCCCCUUUAAUAGCUGCUUUGGUUCCAGUCUCUCGUUGUGAUAGCUAGGGGAUCACCAUGCCCGUUUCCUAAUGUAAGGUGAAUCUAUUUCGUCAGUCUGUCGAGCUUCGGCGUGAGAGACCAGGUCUAAUAGCA